GGAUGGAGCCCCGACUUGGGCCUGAGGUUGCUGCACUCCACCAAGGCUGGCCGACUCUGCUGCUGUGGUUCUCAGCCCUGAGCUCUUCUUUCUCCUCGCCAGCUUCCCUCUCUCCUUCUCUGGUGCUCCAAGUCAGAAGCAGCUACACUUCUGGAAGGACUUUCCUCGGUCUUGAUAAAUGCAAUGCCUGCAUCGGGACAUCUAUUUGCAAGAAGUUCUUUAAAGAAGAAAUAAGGUUUGGCAACUGGCUGGCUUCUCCACUCAGACUUCCUCCUGAAUACUUGCCUUCUUAUCCUGCCAAUUACUCCGAUGAUUCCAAGACCUGGCGCCCCGUGGAGAUGUCUAGGUUGGUCAGCAAAGCGCAGAAUGAGCUCUCUGACAGGAGAAUCUGUGCCUCGGCAGCCGCCCCAGAGACCUGCAGCAUCGAGCGUGUCCUGCGGAAAACCGGGAGGUUCCAGAAAUGGCUGCAGGCCAAGCGCCUCACACCAGACCUGGUGCAGGGCCUGCCCAGCCCCUUUCUGCGCUGCCCGUCUCAGCGACUUCUGGACCGCGUGGUCCGGCGCUAUGCCGAGGUGGCCGAUGCCGGAAGCAUCUUCAUGGACCACUUCACGGAUCGCGACAAGCUGCGGCUGCUCUACACGCUGGCUGUCAACGCGCACCCGAUCCUUCUACAGAUCUUCCCUGGGGCAGAGGGAUGGCCGCUGCCCAAGUACCUGGGCUCCUGUGGCAGAGUCUUGGUCAGCACCAGCACGAGACCAUUUCAGGAAUUCUACGGUGCACCCCCAGACCAGGCAGCCGACCUCGCCUACCAGCUCCUCGGUGUCUUGGAGUCGCUAAGGAACAAUGAUUUGAACUAUUUUUUCUACUUCACCCAUGUUGAUGCGGGCAUGUUUGGCAUCUUCAGCAAUGGGCAGCUGUUCAUCCGGAAUGCUAGCACACUCGGCGUCAUUGACAAGCAGGAAGGCAGCCAGGCAGCCACCAGGGCCGAGGAGAAUAAAGACAUCUUUAGUUGUCUGGUUUCAGGCUGUCAAGCUGAGCUGCCCUCCUGUGACGCCAUCCCUGAGAAACACAGUAUAGUGCAAGUGUGUCGGCAGCUGCUGCCCCGACUUCUCCAGGGGAAGUUCCCCUCUCUGGUGCAGAAGGAGAUAGACAACAUGCUCGCUCACUGUGGGCAGGCGACUCUCCCGGACUCUGAAAUUCUGAGGGCUGCCAGCCAGCUAAAGGACAUCUUGAGGCCCUUGAGGACCUGUGACCCCCGAUUUGCUUACCGAUACCCAGACUGCAAGUACAAUGAUAAGUUCUGAGGGGCUGGAACUUGCUGGAUAUGGGAGCAACAGUCUUGAUCCACCAUUCCCCCAGUCAGGCUGCUGCAAGAUUGAAAUAUAUUCCGUUGAACACGUGUUCACCUCCCAGGGAUAAGGGAACCUUCAAACUACAAAAGGGGAGUUCUCUGAGCCUGGUGAGCACUCCCACUGACUGAUCACGCAUGGCCGAGUCCAGGGGAGAGCAUCAGAAGACUUGAGUAUAAACAUUCACUCGACCUUGGAGCCUCUGUUUCCUCCCUCCAAGUUUUUCACCAGACUCUCAUGAUCGUGGAAGAACACCGAGAUGUGAAGGACUUAGUGCUCAUUACCCUCGCCCGGGUGGUUACAAAACAUGAAGCGGGAGCCACCCAGGCAGGAGAAAUGAGAAAGUACCAUGAAGAUCACCAUCACGACCCUUUAAGCAGCCCUGGCCAUAAUGUGGCAGGAAGGCAGUGUAAAAGGGCAUUCCUAGCCCAUACCGUGCUUGACUCGGGUAGGGGCCCUCUGCCUGUUCCUCACACAUUAGAGGGCCCAGCUCCAAUCCACAACACUCUCUUCUACCACCACAUGAUAAGAACUUGCCCACCAGGACCUGCUUCUAGACUGUCUUCUGGGUACCUGGGACUCCUUAUACAUGCCCAUGAGGCACCUCAUGGGGAUGAAGAGGAUCCAGGGAUAAGAAAAGUGAAGGGUGGGCUGGGGGCCAAUGUGUUAGUCCAGGUCCUUUGAGAAGAGGCAUCAAAGCAGAAUGAGCCAUACAAGUUUAUCAGGAAAGAUCUGAGUGAAAGGAAAUUAGGAGGAAACUGAAGAAAACGGGGCAGUCUUCAGCUGGUGACGAAACUGUAAGUCUGAGUUUGUGUGGAAAAGAGAAGGAGAGGUCAGGUGGAGACACCAUAGGUUGUUGGUUAUUGAGGCUAAAAAAGUCCAGCCAAACUGUCAGAGGGUCUUGAGCUGAAGUUGGCCAUCAAGGGAGUCCUGAGUCUCCCAGGCACAGGCUGCCAUAGCAUCCCUACCACACUGAUCACUGACUGGGAAGCUGGGCCUCGGGCCCAUAGCAAGGACAAAGGAUAUGCGUUGUGACAAAGGAUAUGCGUUGUGACAAAGGAUAUGCGUUGUGGCACUUAGCGCUUCUCCCUGGGAUAGGAGGUUUGUGCAUAGGAGAGCAUUCUUACCAGAGCCACAGCCACAGCCAGGGCCCAUGGGUCAGCUCUAUCCACACAGCUAUGCUCCAUACUCCAAAUUCUCGGAGGAGUCUGAGACUUCUCAUUGAAACGCAACACUCUAGCAAUCUCUCUCAUCGUGAACGUAUUUUUCAAAGUUGACGACUAGAACAUAUUUUAACAGUUUGUUAGCUUGCUUUGUGCCUUUUAAUUAUUUAGAUGCAGAGCAUAUGGACCUUCAUUUAUAGUCUUGCUCCAGCCCCUCAAAUAUCAGUGUGCCUGUGUCUAACCUCCCUCCCAGCCAUCUACCCCUAGGGACCUCACACUCUACCUCCUCAUUUCUACCUCUGAGUCACUACCUUGAAGUGAAUUGCCACCUUCACUUUGCAAAUGGGGAAAGUGAGGCCCAGGGAGGAAAAGUGAUUAGCCAGAAUAGUGCCAGAACUCCUACUGCCAAUGCAUGCCAUUCUUGCCUUCCCUCUGUAGCCUCCGACUCUCACCUGUACUACCUAAUGCGCUCUCUACCCACCAUGGCGGAAAUUGGACCAAGAAGUGUCCUGUGAUACGGUGUACUAGAUUGUCUUUGGCAUUUCCUUUCUACUACUCCAGGCACUACCCCCAGGGCAACUACAACAGAGAUCAUGGCCGACGAAGCUUCGGGAGGAAUUGACUUUGAGCUGUCUUUGAAAUGCUCCUUUCUGACAGUCAUGGUUCCUCCUCCCUGCUAGCUUGGCUGCAGAGCGUCCUCUCAGCCUGCCACUUGGUCAGAGCACAGGAAAGAGAAGACAGCCUCCAGAGUUCCUAGGAAUAGAGCAUCCCUGGUGCCACCUGUUUGCACAGAGACCUUCGGAUGACCCAGCCCAUCAGAAGCCCAUUGCUCCAGGCCUGGGUGUUUUUCCACCACAAAGUCUUUCUACCUGAUGAAUGGCUUUAAGUGAGGUUCCCAGUAAAUUCCAGAACUGACCGCUGUUUUGUACAGGCUUGUGAUCUGGAGGUAACUCUCCUCCUAACUCCUCAGCCACAUGUCUAUCCAGCUGCACAGGUGAGGGGGAAAUAGUUGCUUCUCUCCUGCAAACCAGGGAGACUGAAAAAUGUCCCCUCAAAACCAUCCUGUUCCCCAUGGAGCUCCUGAGUUCAGGCAGGAAAUGCGUGUAAGCAAGUGCACGCGCACGCACACACACACUCACACGCACACACCUCUAAAAUCAGGAUAAAGAGAUUUUCUGCCCUAUUUAACCUAAUCCCAAGAAAGAGCAAAGAAUAAAACUAUGUCAGGGCCCACCCAGGAGCUGUUGGGAGAUGUGUUUUAAUAUAAAUAAUAAUUAAAUCAUCUGUGUAUAUGUGCAGCAGUGUUCAAAGCUGCAGUGCAGGCAGAACGCUAAAUAAGGCAGGACCAGUGCUAAGCAAGUCCCACAUAUACUACUUAGGAAUGGUUUAGAAGUUGUUUGCUGCCUAGCAUCUUUUCCCAGGUUCAGGAAGUUUCCGGCUCCUUUUGAAACACAUUCACUACAGAGCAGAUCUGUUGUUCUUGCCAGCAUUUCAAUUGACUAUGAGCCGAGGCUUCCACAACACAAACCUUCAGGGUACAUCCUGCACACCCACCCAUACCCGCCCAUGACCAUCUGCUGACCUGAUCCCCCAAUAGUCUCUGUGGUGAGCACAGAUGAGGAAGGUACUUUGUGUCACUAUCUAAGGCUGAGAUUAGACAGUUUCAUUCUUCCACUUAGAAAGUUCCAAGUUUUACUUAAGAAGACUCUGGCUAAGGCCUGCCUUGAUCAAAAGCUCUUCCUGAAAGAAGAAAAAGAAAAUACAAAGACCCAGCUCCUAGUGAUCUCUUUCCCAUCCCUGAAGCUCUGGGCCACAGGUCAGUACCUCAUUUGAACCUGAUCGAAUCGCAAGGUUAGCCCAGACAUAUCUGUGUCCUACCUCCUGCAUGCAGCCGGGGGUUACCUGAGGAUGACAGUGCUAUCUAUUCUGCUUUUUCUUUUUCUUUUUUUUAAAUCCUGGACCAGACAAAGGAUAUCAGUGGAAUCAAAACUCUGCCAUCCAAAGCCACUAGGAACAUACUUAUCUUUGAACAAUUUGAGUUGAUUGCUCAUUGCAACAAGAGCACACACCAUUAGUAAACAUGAGCGAUCUAAAAGGGUGUGGGAAUUGACUUACGGAAUUUGGACUCAUUAGAUCAUGAGAAGAAAGUUCAGAGAAGUAGGGCUUGGCUCUGGAGUAGAUGCUGUCCAGGGGGAAAUGCUAUGAUUGUGUGUCUUGAUAAAAUUUUAUCUAUAGGCUCUCUGCUCCUCCUCCUGUGACAGGCAGCAGCCUCUUCCCAAAGACACGAUGGUGAAGGUCAGAGUGAACGAAUUCGGCCGCAUUGGGCACCUGGUCACCAGGGCUGCUUUCCACUCUGGCAAAGUGGAAAUUGUUGCCAUCAAUGACCCCUUCAUUGAUCUGAACUACAUGGUCUACAUGUUCCAGUAUGAUUCCACCCACGGCAAGGUCAAUGGCACCAUCAAGGCUGAGAACGGGAAGCUUAACAUCAAUGGGAAGGCCAUCUCCAUCUUCCAGGAGCGAGAUCCCGCCAACAUCAAGUGGGCUGAGGCCGGUGCUGAG
This is a messenger RNA of Echinops telfairi (small Madagascar hedgehog), 5071 nucleotides long. RefSeq names its product divergent protein kinase domain 2B (gene DIPK2B). The transcript is spliced from 5 exons. The coding region runs from base 3 to 1304 and encodes 433 amino acids. NCBI's taxonomy places the organism in Eukaryota, Metazoa, Chordata, Mammalia, Afrosoricida, Tenrecidae. The record is from RefSeq and is a predicted model, not a curated record.